ACGUUCAUCCUUCAAACCAUGAAGAACAAGAGGAAUGUUGAGAAGUAAAAUGAAGUGAUAAUUGAUCAUUUCUUUAAAUUAAGAGAAUUGUAACUAUAAUUUGAGAGAGAGAGGGAAGAACAGAGUGAGAAUUUUCAGGGUCUAGGAAGGAAGUGGAUGAGUUAGACCGAGGAUUCGGGCGGCAAAAAAGAUCGCAAAGAGCACUACUAUUUAUGGCGCUUUUAGAUUUGCCCGAUUUAACUUUCCUGGAAACAUGUUAUGGAGCCCUUCCACAUUUUUCGAGUUUGAUUUCCUCACAGACAAGAAGCAACUGGAUCGAGAAAAAUCCGAAAAUUCUUCCUCAUUCGAUCUCUUGCGUUGAACAGCCGGUGAUUUUCAAAACGUGAAUGGAAGUGCAUUAGAACAGAGCGAUUGAGAUAUAUGAAAUACGCCAGUGAUUUUGAGCUCUACUGAAAUGUCAAAAAAAGUUACGGUCUAUAUCCAUGUCUGAAUUUAGGGUUUGUGUUUGUGUCAAAUUUUAUGGAGUGAUAUUUUGUGAGUAGAUAAAGAUUAGAUGGAAGAUUGCAAGAAUGGCACAAGAAUAUCAAACUCAUGAUAAUGGUGGUGGUGAUGGUAGUUUAGGGUUUGGUUCCAAUAGGAAGUCAAAACAAAGGAGAGCUCCUCAAAGAGGGCUAGGUGUUGCACAACUUGAAAAGAUCAGGCUAGAAGAACAGCAAAAGAAAAAUGCUACUGCAAUUUUUUCACCCUCAUCUUCUUUAUCACCUGCCAAGAUCUCCUCUAAGCUAUCUGUAUCAGCUCCAAAUUUGCACCCCAUAAAGCAAUCUUCCUGUUCUGUUCCACUUGCCUCUCUAUCUCCAUCCAAUUUUGUUUUCAAGUCACCUUUGCCUAGUAUCAAUAUUGAUGAUACAAGCAUGAACAGUAGUACUGCACUGAUCCAGUUGAAUAAUGGUGGUUUCGAGACGACGGAUAUGCCUGUACUUGGACAAGGAGAGGUCCCUAAAACAUGGAAUCCCCUAGAAUUCAAUCUUCAAAAGGAUAAUUGUAUCUCCGAUUUCAACUUUGGAUUUCGAUCGAAUUUCGUUUUGACCAAUGAAGCCAACAUUGAUUGGCCUUCCCAAGGAUUGGUGCAAAAAGAACAGCUACAUCAGCUAUCUUCCUCUGCAGGGGUGGAUGUGUCGUCGUCAUCGUCCCUGCUAAACUUUCUUACAGAGCCCCCUUCAAACCAAAGCUAUUGUGGCAACUACACUGCAGUGUGGCCAGAGAUGUUCGGCAUGAAGAGACCAUAUGCCUUGUCUAUGGACAUCCCUGCAAGCCCUACUUUCAACAGCAGACCUCCUAUGGCUGCUCCUAUGAGAUCAGAUGAAUCCGCUUCUUGUAGUAACGUUGGCUUCUAUAGUUAUCCGUUUAUCGGAGAAGGUCCAUCUUGUUCGUCUUCAUCCUCGGAACCAAAUUCAAGGAAAAAGUUGAAAGGAAAUACUUUUAGAGGAGAUUUACUCACACUAGCCACUCCAACAACUACAUGGAUAUGCCAAAGCUCAAAACUCAAGCACCUUUCAGCUCAUGCUGUGGAUAGUAACCAUGAGUUUGCAGAUCUCAUAUCACUACCUCGUCGAGGAAGCGUGGAGAUCCCAACUUAUCCCCAUCCAAAACCGAGUUGGUCCAAUCGACUUCAGCCAUACUACCGCUUUUUCCCUCCAGAAAUGGCACAAAGUGGCCAGGCAUCCCCCAAAACUUCGGGCAGAUUCAAUAUUGAAGAUGGAAGUGUUGAUCUUAAUCUGAAAUUAUAAACACCACAGUUUGUACCUGUUGCUUUUGGAACCUUUUUGCAGAGUAGUCCAUAUGUUUGAGAUCAUAAGAAUGGUAUGUUCAAGUUUCUUUCCUUA
This is a messenger RNA of Cucurbita moschata (crookneck pumpkin), 1883 nucleotides long. RefSeq lists its product as uncharacterized. Gene Ontology annotation, molecular function: DNA-binding transcription factor activity. NCBI's taxonomy places the organism in Eukaryota, Viridiplantae, Streptophyta, Magnoliopsida, Cucurbitales, Cucurbitaceae. The transcript has 6 exons. Bases 570 to 1787 code for a protein of 405 amino acids. The record is from RefSeq and is a predicted model, not a curated record.